Messenger RNA from Colletotrichum paranaense, 822 nucleotides. RefSeq lists its product as uncharacterized. Bases 1 to 822 code for a protein of 273 amino acids. NCBI's taxonomy places the organism in Eukaryota, Fungi, Ascomycota, Sordariomycetes, Glomerellales, Glomerellaceae. The record is from RefSeq and is a predicted model, not a curated record. The transcript is spliced from 2 exons.
AUGCAGCCACCGAUAGCCCAGGGCAAUUCGCCAAUCUCGCAGAACGAAGAGGCCAAAGAGAUCCAAGACGCAAUCAACACUAUCUUAGAAACCGCGCAAAAAACACAUGAGCCGUCUGAGAAGAUGCCCGAUAGUCCCAUUAAUGCUCCGCGGCUCUCAAGAGACGACAUGGACGAGACUGAGCUUAACAGCGAAUUUGCAUGGGACAUUGCUACCAAACUCCACGCAAAGAAUUUCGUAAGGCUGGUGUCUAGGAAGCCGCCUGUCUUGCAUACCAUUUACCGUCUGCUCAACAAAUUGCAAAUGGGUGAUUGGGGGUACCGCGUCAAUAUUGCCGAGAUGCAGCGCAUGCAUCUACGAGCUCUGCAAGUCGGCCUCGUUGAUAAGGCAGUCGAGAUGCAAGUCCGGGGUAAUGCAAUGGGACCAGAAGCCAUCGCAAAAGAUGGCAAACUCCUAGCAGGUCUGCCUAGAGAAUACACUCAAGCUGUACAAGACUAUGAGUACAUGACAAAAGUCUCUCAGCAACCAUUCGACUUCUUCGUCGCGUCGAGUGAGCGCUACCAAGAUAGCUACGUUCUCGACAAGGUGAUGCGGAAGAACAGAGUAGGAGCUAGAGCCUUCGCCGAUCCGCCGCGAAUGACGUACGAGUCCAUGAAGCUCCAUGCUCUGCCGACUGGGCCCUGGAGCAGUGAAGAGAACCCCGAGCCUCUUGGCGGGACAAGGAACGCAUCGGCUAAGGCAGUGCUUCGUCGCAACUUUGGUGGAAGAUUAUGGGCGCAGUGGUUGGAGGGGCUUUCCUUGUCGGCCCUAUGUGGCUGCUAG